AUGUCAUCUUUCUGGUUUUGACCAGGAUUUUCAGCCAAAAUUCAAAAUUUUUAGAAAAAUCUGAAUUUUUUCCGGAAUUUUUUUGGCUGUGAAAAAAAAUGGUUUUCUAGGCUCAAAAUCUACAGUAACCCUAGCCUAAUUUUAUCUGAAAAUUUGAAAAUUUUUCAAAAUUUUUAAUCUAAAAAAUUUGAAACGUAUUUUUUCCGGAUUAUUUUUGGCUAUUAAAAAAAUGGUUCUCUGGCCUUAAAAUCUACAGUAACCUUACAUUUUUCAAAAAAAAAACAUUUUUUACAGCGACGGAGCAAAACGAGUGCUCAUAAAACUCUCGCGAAGUGGACACUGUGAAAAUCUAGAAGAUUGGAGUUUAUUACGAGAUGAUGUGCUGGAAAUGGCCGAAGGGAUUUAUGGAGAUUUAGUAACUCGAGAAGAAGCUCUUGAACUUGUCGCCAAAGAAAUCUUGGAAUCCGAAAGACCCGAAUUCAUGGAUCUUGUUCUGACGUUGAAUCCAAGGGAUCCAAUUUCAGACAAAAAAUUGAGCGCGAAAAAAUCUGGCGAAGUUCUACUAUCGAAAUCUGAAGAUCUAAUGUCGGAAGCGACUCAUAAAGAUGAUCCGCUAUUGGGAAAAUCCCGAUUUUUUGCGAUUUCAGCCAGGGAAAUAUCUGGAAAUCCAGCAAAAGAUCAGCUAAGAUGGUUGGAUGCGAUUGAAUUGGCUCAAGAACUUGGUUGUACAAUUAUGCCGAUUGCGAUUAAAUUUGCGGAUCAUGAGCAAUUAUUACAUGAUUUAGUGCAUAUUGGAGCGAAUUAUAAGCUGGGGAAGAAGUUAGCGAAACUUGCGGUGCUACUAGAAAUUACGACGCCGGUUGCGACGGCGUUGUCGCUUUGCGCAUUGGCUGCGUUGAAUCAUAAUGAUGAUGUGUAUUUGGGGAAGUAUAUUGGGGAAGUUAUUAGGAAGACGAAAGGAUUGGCGGUGGUUCAUGAGUUGUGUAUGAGGAUUAUUUUGAAAGAGGAAUAUGUGGUGCCGGUGGUGAGCAUUUUUGAAUUGGGAAAAUUUUUAUUGAAAAUUUCAAAACGUAAAAUUUCCGGGAAAUUUUUGAAUCUCAAAAAAUCUGGAUUUUUCAGGACCUGAAAUUCAGGCUUAAAAUCAACCUGGGCUUUUUUCGGAAAAAUUAACCUGGUUACUGUAAAAUCCUGAUCCUUUAAAAAGGUCCUAGGAUACUGUAGUAUAUUUUUUAAAGUAGACGAUUUAUUUUUUCACAAAAUUUUGAAUUUCAAAUUUUGCCACGUGGAUUUUCGCUCUAAAAAUUUUGAAUUUCAAAUUUUGCCACGUGGGUUUUCCAAAAGCCUGGAAUUACUGUAGGGUAUUUUCAAAGGCGCAUGAUAAUAUUCCUAUGUUCCUUUAAAAUACCUAUUGGUUACUGUAGUAGUUUUGUGAACCCUGUUCCUUUAAAAAUGGACUAGGUUACUGUAGAGAAUUUUUUUUAAAGGUACAAGCUUCAUUUUGCUAAGUUUUUUGGGUUACUGUAAACUUUUUUCAAAAUUUUUAUAAUGAGAAAAUUUCGAAACGUAAAAUUUCCGGGAAAUUUUUGAAUCUCAAAAAUCUGGAUUUUUCAGGCUGAAAAUCUACAGUAACCCUGGGCUUAUUUGGUAUCAAAAAAUCAGAAUUUUCAUCUGAAAAUUUGAAAAUUUCAAUUUGGCGCUUAAAAAUGAGUUAUGACGUGGCAAAUGAGCAAUUUUUUGAGAUUUUUCAACGAGAAAAAAUUUCUAUUGAAAAUUUGUAUGCUGUGCCCGAAUUCUUUGAUUAAUCAUUUUGAAAUUCAUAGAAACAAAAUUUAAAAAAUUUCAAAACGUAAGAUUUCCGGGAAAUUUUUUAAUUAAAAAAAAAGGAAAUUAUCGGCUUUAUUUUUUCUGGAAAAAAUCAGUUUUUUGUGCAAAAUUUGUCGUGGAAAUGUGCAAUUUUGAGCAUUUUCCGAUAAAAAACUGAAAUUUUCAUCCGUUUCAGGCUGAAAAUCGAGGGAAAAUCAGAUCUUUCAGUAAUUCUUGCUAAAUAGACCUUCCUCAGUUUCCCAGAAGCUGUGAUCCUUUAAAAUUGGCCUAGGAAUACUGUAGGUUAUUUUCAAAGGUACAUACUUUAUUUUCCUCUGGUUACUGUGUUAUUUUUUCAAUCUCCUCUUGAAGCUGAAAAAUCUCGAAAAAUUGCUCAUUUGCCACGUCAUAACUCAUUUUUAAGCGCCAAAUUGAAAUUUUUAUGUUUUCAGAUGAAAAUUCUGAUUUUUUGAGACCAAGUAAGCCCAGCGUUACUGUAGAUUUUAAAAAAUACCUAGAAGUACUGUAGGGUUUUUACUGGUUACUGUAGUUUUUCUAUAUUUCUACUGGUUACUGUAGUUUUCCCUAUUGGUUACUGUGGAGUAUCUUUUUAAAGGCACAUACUUCAUUUUGCUAAUUUUUUUCGGGUUACUGUAAAAUCCUGAUCCUUUAAAAAGGUCCUAGGAUACUGUAGCUCAUUUUAAAGGAACAUGCUAAUUUUUUUUGAUCUUUUGAGGAUUCCUAGGAGUACUGUAGGGAAUUUUUAGGCUUGAAAUAUCUUGAUUUUCUUCAGGACAUGGCUGAUAUCUACUCGUGUGCUAUGAAUAAUUGCAACGAAAAAAAUAUGAUGGAAACUCUUGACGCCAUCGCUGAAAAUGAACGAAUUCUCGCUGAAAAUGCUGAAAAACACCGAAAAUCCGCUGAAAAUCUGCCAAUUUGUCAACUUUUCACACCAGAUUCAAUGUAUUGCACAGUGGAUUGUUAUAAAUCGAAAAAUAUUCCGAAACUCGACCCGAAAUUGUACAAAAAAUCGGGAAAUCUGAAGAAAUUGAUGGCCUACGAAUCGUCGAGUUUGGCUAUGUGUUUGUCACUUUUUCAGGCUGAAAAUUUGGCUGAAAAUCAAGAAUUUUGGACAGAAAAUGAGAAGUUGAAGAGAUAUGAGAAGAGUUUGAGGUUUUUCGCAGGGAAAGGCGUCCCGAUGGAAAUUUUGACUAAAAUUGCGCCGAUGAAGGUUAUUAAUGCGGCCAAUCAGAAUGAUCGAAGUUUGACAGCAAUUGAUCGAAUUGAGGAUUAUGGUGAGGAGGGUUUUGGGGCUGAAAAUGCUGAAAAUUUGGAAUUUUACUGUUAAAAAAUGCUCAAAAUUGCAUAAAUCUACAGUAAUCCUGGGCUCAAAAAAUCAGAAAUUUCAAAAAUUUCAAUUUGGAAAGUUUAAAAAUGAGCUACAGUAUCCUAGGAUCUUUUUAAAGGAUCAGGAUUUUAGCAAAAUGAAGCUUGUACCUUUAUAAAUACUCUACAGUAACCAAAAGGGAAAGCUACAGUAACCAGUAGAAAAAAAGCAUUAUCAUCAUGCGCCUUUGAAAAUCAAUACAUUUUUGAAAUGUAUUUUUUCAUGGAAUUUUUUUUUCAUAAAUCUACAGUAACCCUGGGCUUAUUUGGUCUAAAAAAAUCAGAAAUUUCAUCUGAAAAUUGAAAAUUUUGAAUUUGCCGCUUUAAAAUUGAGUUAUGACGUGGCAAAUGAGCAACUUUUCCAAAUUUUCGAGUAAAAAAACACAGUAACCCGAGAAAAAUAAAGUAUGUACCUUUGAAAAUAACCUACAGUAUUCCUACAAAUUUUCAGAAGUCCAGAAUUACUGAUUUUCCCCCGAUUUCCAGCCUGAAACGGAUGAAAAUUUCAGUUUUUUCAACGGAAAAUGCUCGAAAUUUCACAUUUCCACGACAAAUUUUGCACAAAAAACUGAAAAAACCAAAAACUAGCGUUGAAAAAUUUGAAAAACCUGAAAAAUCUGAUUUUUUGAAACCAAAUAAGCCCAGGGUUACUGUAGAUUUUAACGUGAAAAUUUCCCGGGAAAAAAUACGUUUUGAAAAUUUUUUGAAUAAAAAUUUAAUUUGAUGCUUGCAUUACUUGACGCUGUUGUAUUUUUUUAGUUGAAAAAUCUUGAAAAAUGGCUCAUUUGCCACGUCAUAACUCAAUUUUAAAGCGGAAAAUUCAAAAUUUUCAAUUUUCAGAUGAAAAUUCUGAUUUUUUGAUACCAAACAAGCCUAGGUUGAUUUCAGCCUGAAUUCCAGGUCCUGAAAAAUCCAGAUUUUUUGAGAUUCAAAAAUUUCCCGAAAAUUUUACGUUUUGAAAUUUUCUCAAUUUUGUUUCAAUGAAUUUCAAAGCAAUUAGUUAAAUACCCAAUAAUUAGUUAAAUUCCUACUAAUUACUAAUACUAAUUAACAGGAUGCGAUAAAAGUUAGAAAACCACUAAAUUGCUCAUUUGCCACGUCAUAACUCAAUUUCAAAGCGGAAAAUUGAAAAUUUUCAAUUUUCAGAUGAAAUUUCUGAUUUUUUGAGACCAAAUAAGCCUAGGUUGAUUUUAAGCCUGAAAAAUCCAGAUUUUUUGAGAUUCAAAAAAUUUCCCGAAAAUUUUACGUUUUGAAAUUUUGUAUAUAAAAUUUUGAAAAAAUGAAGUGAUGCUUUUCGACAAUUUUUAUGUUCUGAAAUUUAUCAUAUACACAAUAAUUAACAGGAUGCGAUAAAAAUCGAUUCAUUGGAGAUCGUCAAUAUCGAGAUGAUGCAAUUGUUGGCCUAGCAAUGACUGAAAACGACCAACAAUUCCAAGAUGCCAUCGAACUUGCUCAAAAAUACGAAAUCGAUGAUUGGCAGCUUCAUAUGGCUUCACUGGAAAACGCGAUUUCCAUGCUACCAAUUCCAGAAGUCAAGCAAAUCAUCAAAAAUCGACAACAUCUCGUGAAACUUCGACAAAAUCUCGAUCUUUUUCAUUCAACACUUCGCCAUGCAGUUCUACCGCUUCUUGGGACUAAUGAGCAGUUUUUCGCGUAUUGCUCACUGUUUUCGGAGCAAGAAGUGGAGAAAAAAGCGGUGGGAGUUGUGAGGAAAAUUGUGGAGAAGCGGAAGGAGGCGCGGGCCCCGAAAAUGUGGCAAGAUGCCAAAUAUCUAGCUGGAAUUCUUAUCGGGAUUCCUGAUAAGAUUCUGUGGAGUAUUGUUGAGAUGGUUCAGUUGAUACCGGUUGGAAAAGUGGCGUGUGAAAUUGCGGCGCGAGAAUUGUUGGAUGGAAAUGAGGUCAGACCGCCUGGACAUCCGCUAACUAUUUGGUUGUUGGUUGGAGAGGAUUUGGAAGAGUUUGUGGAGAUUGUGGCAGUGAAAGCGGUGAGGGAUUUUUUGGGGGGGGGGAAAUUUAAAAAAAAAAUUUGAAAACCUGAAAAUUUCAAAUUCAAAAAUCUGAAAUUCAAUUCAAAGUUUAGGAUUUUUUUCCGAAAAGUUCAGGAUUUUUGAAAUUUUUGAAAUUCUGGAUUUUUCUCAAAAAAAAUACAAAUUUCUAUCAGAAAAUCUGAAAUUCAUCCUAAAAAUUUGGAUUUUUCUCAAAAAAAACAAAAUUUGAAAUUAAAAAACUUCGAUUCAGAAAAUGUCAAAAAACUAUAUUUUUUUCCUAUUUUUUCAUUUUUGUGUGGAAAAAAAUUUCAAAAAAUCGGAAAAAAAAAUAGUUUUUUGACUUUUUCUGAAUCGAAAUUUUUUGUCGAAAAAUUUUUUUAAAAUUAUUUUUUUUUCGACUUGAAAAUUCACUUUGAAAUUCAAGAUUUUUUCGAAGAAAAAACACAAAUUUCUAUUAGAAAAUCUGAAAUUCAACCUGAAAUUCAAAAAAUUGAAUUUUUUGGAAGAAAAAAAUUAAUUUCAAAAUUUUAUAUUGAAACAUCUGAAAUUCAUCCUGAAAUUUUGGAUUUUUUGAAGAAAAACAGAUUAAAUUUAUGAUUUCAUCUAAAUUUUCGACCAAAAUUCGAGAAAAAUCAAAAAUUUCGGGCCGAAUUAGGCCCGAAGCCUGAAAAACCUCAGAUUUCAAGUCUGAAAUUUGAGGAAAAGCUCGAAUUUCAAGCCUGAAGCCUGAAAAUUAUGGAAAAAACCCCAAAUUUCGAGAAAAAUUAAAUUUUCGACCAAAUUUCAAGAAAAAUCCAAAUUUUUGGGCUCAUAUUUAUUUAGGAUUUUAAAAAUCAGGAAAUUUUCAAAAAUUAAAAAAAUCCCUUUUUUUUCCCAAGUCUGAAAAAAAAGGAUUUUUUUUCCGAAAACAUUUUUCAGGGAAAAAUUAAUUUCAAAAUUUUUCUUUCUUCAAAAAUUAUCAAAUUAAAAAUUUCUAUUAGAAAAUCUGAAAUUCAUCCUGAAAUUUUGGAUUUUUCUCAAAAAAAAACGAUUAAAUUUGAAAUUAAAAAACUUCGAUUCAGAAAAUGUCAAAAAACUAUAUUUUUUCCUAUUUUUUGACAUUUUUUUUCAUUUUUGUGUGGAAAAAAAUAGGAAAAAAUAUAGGUUUUCAACAUUUUCUGUAUCGAAAUUUUUUUCAAAAAAAAUUUUUUAAAAUUUUUUUUUCUAAUUGAAAAUUCAUCCUAGAAAUUUGGAUUUUUCUUUGCAAAAAAAAUUUGAAACUAAUUUCCAAAAGCCUGAAAAUGGCUGAAAAAUUCCAAUAUUUUCUCACUAUGGAAAAGUUACCCUAACUUCUUGAAUCAAAAAUCUGAAAUUCAAUUUUUUUUCAGCGCGAAGAUGAAAUUGCCUACCUGAAAAACGCUCUGAUCCUCCUGGAAGCCACCCCGAAAACUCCCAAAAUUCUAAUUGAAGCUCUAAAAGAUCGUGUUGAAAAAAUGGAAAGAUCCACAAUUUCACCGGAAAAUCAGGGAUUUGGAGCGCAAAAUGAGACGGGAAUGAAAAUGCGAAGAAAAAAUUAG
Messenger RNA from Caenorhabditis angaria, 6732 nucleotides. The record is from the annotation of a GenBank genome assembly. NCBI's taxonomy places the organism in Eukaryota, Metazoa, Nematoda, Chromadorea, Rhabditida, Rhabditidae.